AAAUAUUCGACCCGUAAAUUAAAAACAUCUGUUGCCUGAACUUUCCGGUGUAAUGUGAGAACUCGCCAUAGCACAAGAUAACCUAUGAAUCCGAAGCUCAAAGAUCACAGGCAUAUUCACACAGAAGACUGCUUUGCUGUCACAGUCAGAUUGUUGGAGGAUGACACGAUCAGCGAAGUCGACGUUCCCGAAGACGCAACGGGUAAAUGGCUUUUUGAGGAGGUAUGCCGUCGUCAGGACGUCAUGGAAGAGCGGGAGUAUUUCGGUCUCCGGUAUUUGGAACAUGACUUACUGUCCUCCCCGACCAAGCAAUGGAUCGAUUUAACCCGCGGUCUCUUUGUCCAAUUGAAAAAUACCCAUCCCCGAACGGUGAGCUUUCGCAUCAAGCACUAUCCGGCUGAUCCUUUUGCGGAUCUCAAGUUGGCCAAGACCCACUACCUUUUGUACCGACAGUUACGACGGGAUCUCGCCAGUGGGCGUUUGGUUUCUGGGGUUGACGAAAUGGUACGGUUAGCCGCUCUAAUCGUUCAAGAUCCGAGAAGAGCUAUGUUGUCUGUGUACUCUACGUCUGUGGGCGAAUGUCCCGUGAGCACUUCGACCCCACUGGCAUUAGAGUCCGGCGGUGAGUCUUCCAUAAUCGUAUCGGUGACAAAGUUAAAGAAGAAGGCCCUGCCUGACUCCACUUGGUGUGGUGAACUCAGACGAGAGCUUCUCGUGAAGCUUCACAAGUCCGCGGGAGUUGGCGUACAGUACCUUAAGGAAGGCCAAGAAUUUAUUGGAGGGACCUUUGCUUCACAGACGUUGACAGGUGCCUGA
Messenger RNA from Opisthorchis viverrini, 816 nucleotides. RefSeq lists its product as hypothetical. NCBI's taxonomy places the organism in Eukaryota, Metazoa, Platyhelminthes, Trematoda, Opisthorchiida, Opisthorchiidae. The coding region runs from base 85 to 816 and encodes 243 amino acids. The transcript is spliced from 6 exons. Gene Ontology annotation, cellular component: cytoskeleton. The record is from RefSeq and is a predicted model, not a curated record.